UAAUUUAAUAAUUAUUUUUGUUAUUUUGAACUUUAAGAUAAAAAAUCAAUCCAAAGAUAAAACUUAUUCGUAUGCAAAUGAAUAGUUAACGUCAAUUAUAUAGACAAAGUCAAAGUUAUUCAAUGCACUGAACAAAAAAACUUGGAAUAUUUUGUUAAUAUUGGAAUAAAAAUUGCUUGGAAAAAACAAAGUGAAAACUAGAGAAACGGAGAAUUUAGCACAGUAGUCCAUUUGUACUAACUGCUUGAGUCAAAAGUUGUGGGUAAUCGUGGCAUUAUGAACGAAUCGUGGUUCACUGCAAAUGUGUAGUGUCAAAUUAACCAUGUUAAAAUAUAUAUUCGGGAUUGUAGAAACUAACUGAAAGUAAUAGAAAAUGGUGUCGAUAAUAAAAAAGCAACUGUUGAAACAUUUGUCCAGGUUUACCAAGAAUUUAUCAGCUGAUAAAAUAAAUCUGAGUACAUUUAAAGGGGAAGGUGAACUAACGAAUUUAGAACUUGAUGAAAUAGUUUUAACAGACUUAUUAGAGCUGCCAUCGUGGCUUAGGUUAACAAAUGCUUGGUGCAAUAAAGUUUCUUUUCGUAUACAAUGGACCAAGCUGAGAAGUGUUCCUAUUUUUUUGAGUUUGGAUGAAGUCCACAUAGAAGUGGAAACAUGUGAAGAUUUAAGAGACUUAACUUCUCCGCAAGGACUAUCUUCAUACACAGGUCCUGCAAAAUAUUCUUUUAUACAUAAAGUAAUUGAUGGCAUAACAGUGACUGUUAAUACUGUAUCUGUUACAUUUAAAAGUCCUGCAUUUAUUGCUUCAGUUCAGAUGAAUCGUAUUGUUGUUGAAUCAAAAUCUGCAACAUGGCAGCGUUGUGAUUUAAGAACAACUAGAGUAAAAGAUCCUGAUCGUGGACAGUUACUUAUUUUUAAAGAGCUAGAAUGGCAAACAGUUAGAAUAGAAGCACAAAGUACUAAGGAUAAGAAUCUUACACCAUUACGUUUACUUACAAAUCAAGCAAGAUGUCGGAUUACUAUUAAAAAGAGAAUAUCAGAUUGUUUUGUUAUGGGAUCAAGACUGAUUCUUAUAUUAGAUGACCUUCUAUGGGUUUUAACUGAUUCACAACUAAAAGCAGCUCUUCAUUUUAUUGAUUCUUUGGGGGGCUUGAUAGAAAAAGCUACAAUUUUAGAACGUAAAACUAAGGCAGCUAGAAAAUUAGAGGUAUUGCCAGAAUACCAAGCACAAAUAUCUCAGCAGUCAAGAACAAAAACUCAAUGCAAUACUGCUAUUUCAAAGAUAUUUACUAGAUAUGAUGUGGUAGAAACAUCAUAUCAUUUUCUUUGUCAGAGAAUUGAUUUACACUUGUGUGAUGAUGCUGGUAAUGGUAGAUCUUCCCACCCUGAUUUAAAAGAUGGUGGUGCACUGCAAAUUUCAUUAAUUAGAUUUCAAAUUGAUUAUUAUCCAUAUCAUUUGGCAAUGGCUGAUAGAAAACAUUGGGCCAAAUACAAAGAGAAUGCUACACCCCACAGCCAAUGGUUACAACAAUCAGUAACGUCAUUUAGAAGUCAGUUUAUGGAUCUCAUUGAUUCUGGUAGAACACAGCAUUCUCCUUUAUCUCGAAGUCAAGGAAAUGUAACAGUUAGUAACACAAAGGGUUCAGGAGAAAAUUUAGAAAAAGGCAAUCAAGCUCAAAACACAAAUGCAACCACUAAUGAACAAAAAAAGUCGCAACAUCCUAGUGGUAAUCCCGUGAAAAAUUAUAUCUUGGAACAGCUUGCCAAAUUAAUGACAACAUGUAUUAUAAUUAGAAUUGAUGACUUUACCUUGUACAAAGUAACUACCACGUCUCGCAAUCCUGUACCGAAAGAAUUUGUUACAGCUCAAACAAGGAAGAAACACGCAUCAGGUGACAAGGACAGAUUAUGUCUUCCAGAGGAUGUAACAAUUCUUCAUGCUGAAUUUACAUAUUAUUAUUAUCCCGGAGAUAUCACGUUUCCAUUGCCACCGCCGAAAUUUUAUGUUCAAUUAAAUCCUAUUCAAGUGAACUUUGAUGUUUGUUCCUGUUUGUGGUUUAAUUCUUUUGCAUUAAAUUUAUAUCAUUCUUUAAUAAGUAAGGAUAAUGAAGCAGCGCAUACUUCCAAUAAUUUAAUGUACUUUGAUGUGAAAAUUGAAGCUAUACUUCCAAGAAUAGUUUUUGAAAGUCAUCAGGAUUAUCCUAAUCAGAAGGAUCGGCCAAAGUCACUGCACAUUCAAACUUCAAGAGCAUCGAUAACAAAUGUUCGAUCAACAGAAAGGUCUUCGAGAGCGGAUUUAGCACAGUGUUUAAAUUCUUUCCAAAUGGGUCAGAUGUUUUUUGGUACAGAAUUUCCAAACAAAUCGAAUGAUUUUCAGGUCGUGACAGAUAAAUUUUUAGCACAUUGUGCAGGUACUGAUAAUAUUCGUUAUCCACCACCUAAUUUUAGUAGCAAUUCUGUAACUGAAUUAAUUCGGCAAUUACACCGAGAACUUUUAUGGACAGAAGCUAAAGAUGUAUGGUGUUGCAACUUAGAGCCCGUUUGGGGAGAUUUUCUUGGUGCCCGUGCGGUUGGACAAAAUCGCCCGGUACCAUUUCUCGAUGCAUUUCCUUUAACUUUAUGGUGCUAUAUGUCAAUGGAUUCAUCAGAUUCGUCAAAAAACAAAUUUGCAACUGCUGAUAUUCAUGGUCUUGUGUACAUAAGCAAUUUAGUUAGCGUUCAGAUAAAUCAUUAUCAGUAUCUGUUUUUACUAAGAUUAUCGGAAGUUCUAUCAGAGAUGGCAACGUAUUUGACCAUAGAUUCAAAUAAAAUAUUAAAAAUUGAUGCCGGUGGUUCACUUGUUAUCGGCGCACUGAUACCACAAGUAGAGGUAACUUUUGUGAUGCCAUCACAUACUCCUGGGAAAGAAAAUUCUGGAGGAGAUUUAGAAUCAGUUAUGCCAGAUUCGUCUAGUAUAGCCGAUGAUAUCGCAACUUCAUCCACUCCUUGGCAGAAUAAUACAGAUCGAGUUGAUUUUAGUAGAAAAAAAACUAACAUAAGUACUGAUGUAUUGACACCACAGAGUGAAGUAUCAUCAAUGUUGUCUAUGGAUUUGAUGCAUUCUAUUAACCCAACUCAAACUGUUGUAACAUUCAAACAGAACGGAACGAAUAAACAUGAUCAACAAAUAUUAACAUAUGCAACACAUGAUAAACAGUAUAUUGGAAUAGAAGAAGAAAGAGUAUUACCUACUGUGCGAUAUGCUGAUACUACACAUAAACAUAGUAAAGGGGAUUCUUCUGCAAACACACCGUUUAUUCCUAAUAAUUUCAAUGUUGGAUUGUCUUCUAUGAAAAAAGGAUUAAGUAAUUUAAUGACAUCUAUUGAUUCAGCUUUAAAGGCUUCUCCAGAAGAUGGUAGUAGUGAUACUGUAUCCAUAAGAAGCGAUGUUAGUUCUGAUAGUGAGAAUUAUGUCUUAAUUAGUCUUCAAGAUCAAGAGAAAAUGGAUGCAAUGUUUUCUGUUGAUAAUACACUUAGGGUAACAGCAGUAGAAGAGGCUAGUGAAGUAGUCGAGGAAACUCCCGAUACUCAAAGUGAAAAAUCCAUGGAUAGUGUGUGUAAACGAAAAGAUAUUGUAUCUAUGGCAACAUUCAAAUUAUCUAAAGUUGAAUUCGUUCAACAAUCUUGUGGAUAUGCAUCUUCAAUUAAAGUUCAAGUUUUAAACAUUGGUAACGAUGAAUGUUCGUCUAUUCCAUGGGAUGAGUUUCAGGUCAAAAGGAAGACAAAAUUCAGUGCACGAUCUAGAGGGUGGAUUGAAUUAUCUUCAGAUUCUAACUGUAGAUCACGUAUUAAACUACGUUUGGAUCAUGAUUUAAAAAGAAAAUCGGAUGCUUGGAAGCUGUUUCAAGCUAGUCAAAAUAUAAGUAACAAGAAUACACACUUGCCUCAAAAUCAGAAUAAUAUUACUGAACAAGAAGUAGAAACUUGCAAUAUUGAUGUGCAUAACAAACAAGGUGUUUUGGAUCUUUUUGAAGACAAAGUAGAAGUUAAUGUUACCGAUGUAACAUUAGUCUUGUCAAUGAGUUCAAUAACUGGGCUUACAGACCUAAUUGAAGAUGAAAUUAUACCUAAACCAAUACCAUUACAGAUAUACUUAGAGGGUAUAUCACUGCGCUUAAACGAAGAUCGUCCUCCCAAUAAUAUAACUUCUCCAGGACCAAUACCCAUCGAUUUGAAUAUAUCAAAACUAAAGAUAAUACGAGAUGAAAAUGGCGUUUUUCAUAUUGAACCAGUUGUAAACAUACUGAACAGAAGUAAUUCUCUCAUGACAGUAUCAGUCAGUGAUAAUCAAACAGUCCAAAAUGUAGAUCAUGAAGUGGAACUUAACAUUCUGAGGCAAUCUAGUAAACAGUUAAAAAUAGACAAUGAAGGACUUCGACGUCGUCUUGAUACUUUGGAAAAAUUAUCUGAAGAAAACGCAAAAUUAAUGCGUGUAAAAGAAGAAUCUGACACAGUAAAAUUACAUUUAAGUGCAGCACAGGAAGAUAUACAAAUGCUUUUAAGAGAGAAGAAAGCCUUGCAGGAAACAAUUACAGAACUUCAAAAUCAAAUGGUCGGAAGUGGUACCCGUGCAUCUUGGUCAUCAAAAAGAUAGCAUACCGGUUGUUUUGAUUGUUCUAAAUGUUGUAGUUCGUAUAAGUCAUAAUAAUAAUUUUAAUAAUUUCAUCAUAAAUGAAAAUAUAUAUUGAAAUAAUUCAGUUGAUAUACAUCAGCGUUUAUAUUAUUUGAUUUUUAAUUAAAUUCUCUGACGCGCUAGAAUGCUGAAAGGUUCGUUGAUAUUCAUUUUAUGUAUUAUGUUUAUUUUUAACUUAUUCAUCAUUUGAUCUACUAUAAUCAUGUGAAUUUCUAUUCAGAUCUGGUUUUAUAAAGUACAUUUAUGCGAAACAUACUACAUCUUACUAUAAACAAGUACAAGGCGAUAAAUAGCGGCAAUAGUAGACAAAGUUUAGUAUCUCCAUUGAUAAAACAAGAUAAAAUUGACAAAAUGAAUAUUCUGAGUAUGUAUAUGUGUAUUUGCGUAUGUUUAAAAAUGAUGUAUAUACAAAUACGUUACAAAUGCAUAAUAUAUGCAUAUUUGUUGCAUAUAUAAAAAUCAAUACGUACAUAAUAUAAUUAUAGUAUGCUAGUCAAAAUAUUGCAAUAUAUGUUUGGUUUUAUAGCAGUGGUUGUUAUCUAGUAUAUGUGGACAAAGAAUUGAAUAUAAAUUUUUUACCAAUACUUUCGUUUUACAUGUCAUAAAUGUUUUAACGAUUUUCAUAAGCAACUUCUGAUCUAAUGGAAAAUUGCAGUAUAUAAUGUAAUAAAUGUGAGAUAUUAAUGGAUAUUGAAUGAUGGUUUGCUGGAGCCUACAUGUAGAUUGUCUAGCUUGAAACUAAUUAAAGUAGGAAUGUUCGUAUUUA
This is a messenger RNA of Osmia lignaria (orchard mason bee), 5435 nucleotides long. Its product is annotated as bridge-like lipid transfer protein family member 3B. The record is from RefSeq and is a predicted model, not a curated record. Lineage: Eukaryota; Metazoa; Arthropoda; Insecta; Hymenoptera; Megachilidae.